AAUGAAGAAAGAUAUUAGUCUUCGACCUUUCCUUCUUCUGCCUUUUGUGGGCGGAUCCGAUCGAAGUCUCUCCCAGGGUUUCUUUCUCGAGAUUGGAUCGAAUCGUCGGGUUCUCGAGAUUACUAGUUAGGAAUAGGAGCUUGGGAAGGAUCUCUUCUUUGGUUUUUGGUUGAUUCUUCAUUUUGCUUCGUCUUUUUGUUCUCAAUUAGGCUCAAAUUCUUCCUGUAGAAGGGAUCCACAGCAUUCUUUCUUCCCUUUUUCGCUUUUUUGUCUUCGUUAAUUUAGGUUCUGGCUGUUCAAUCUUUGACAAAAAGAGAUCUUUGAGGAUUUUACAAUUGUUUUGGCGGUAGAGGAGACCGUUCUAAUUGCAAUUUAGUUCCAAGCUCGACUCUUUUAUGGCCUUAGAAUGCCGAGGGAUAGAGGAAUCAUUGCCAGAGAAGUUUGCCGCUAGUACUUGGGACGAAGAAGUUCUCUGGGCUGGCGUCCCUUCCCAAGUUUUAUGUGUCAGCUCGAAACCAAUGUGCAGCAAGAAACCUUACAGCAAAUCCAUUACUCGGAAAUCUGUUUCCUCGGUUCCUUUGAAGAAAGGUGACUCCAAGUCUGAGAGGACGACAGCUGAUGAGGCAGGUCCUAAUGGUCAACCCCUUUCCUUCACGGACCUUCCUGCGACUGUAGUCUCUGAGAUUCUUCGGUGUCUCGAUGCCAAAGAUCUCGGCAUCAUGUCCUGUGUCUCUACUCUGCUCAAUAGCCUUGCAUCUGACCAUUAUGGGUGGAAGGAUUUCUAUUGUGAUAGAUGGGGUCCUCCACGGGGACUGAAUCCUCCUGCUGGACCUGGCUUCCCAAACCAUAAAUCUUGGAAGGAGUUAUUUGUGGAAAGGGUGUUUAGAAGCAAAUCGUUCAUGGGACGGUACAGCAUGGAGGACCUCCAUGGCCACACUGAAGCUGUACGAGCUGUAUUUCUUCUCCAGUCAGCAAAACUUAUCUUUACCGGAGGGUAUGAUGCUGUCAUUCGUAUGUGGGACAUGGAAGAAGGCUUGUCGGUUGCGGUAUCUCGCCCUCUCGGUUGCACAAUUCGAGCUAUCACUGCUGAUUCUGAGCUCUUGGUAGCUGGCGGAACAGAUGCAUUUCUGCAGUGCUGGAGAGCAAUUGAAGGGCAUCCACACCUGUUUGACAUUGCAGGUGUCUCUGUGAACCAUAACUGCAACUUCCGCCUAUGGGGCCAUGAAGGCCCUGUUACUUGUCUUGCUUUAGAUUCCACCAGAAUUUAUAGUGGUUCAUGGGACAUGAGUGUUCGUAUAUGGGACCGAACUCAUUCAAAAUGCUUGAGGACAUUGAGGCAUGGAGAUUGGGUGUGGUCUCUCGUCCCUCGUGGUGGAACUGUUGCUAGCACAGCUGGUAGAGAUGCUUAUAUUUGGGACAUUGACACUGGAUGCUUGAUGACUGUUAUCCAUAAUGCUCAUGAGGGUAAUGCCUAUUCUUUGACUCGAAGCCAUUUGGGAGAUCUUUUAUUUACUGGAGGAGAGGAUGGCAUGAUUCAUAUGUACCAAGUUAGCCAUGACUGUGAUGCUGAAGAUAUUAAACCAGUUGCGACUUGGAUUCCACACACAGGCCCUGUUCAUUCACUUGCUUUUGAGUUUCCAUGGGUUGUGUCAUCUUCAAGUGAUGGGAGGAUCGCCCUAAUUAAUGUGAGGAAGCUGUUGAAGUCUGGUCAAUCUUGCACUUCAAGUCAGCAAUCUCAGGUCAGGCACUCCACUCCAGAUGCAGUGGAGCCACCUCAAAGGAUGCUACAUGGCUUUGGUUGCAAUCUUUUCUCUGUGGACAUUGGUGCGGAUAGGAUCAUAUGUGGUGGUGAGGAAGGUAUUAUUAGAAUUUGGAACUUUUCACAGGCAUUGGAGGUUGCAAAGAGGGCCCAAGCCCUUAGAAGUGUUAGGCUGGAGAACCGGAUGAGGCGGCGCAAGGCGCAGAUUGAGAUGUGUAGUAAUGGUGCAUGCGCUGAUCAGUGUUCAGUUGCAGCAAGAAGGAAUCAGCUGAAUGGGGAGCGCAGUGGCGUUUGGCACAGUAAGCGUGGCAUGAGUGGAAAACUAAAGGCCUAGAGACAGGGACUCUGUCCCUGUAACUUGUCAAGUGCUUAAUUUAUGAAACUUGUAUAAACAUACUGUCAGGAUUAAUCUUAGACUGGUGCAUAGUGUUAUCCAUGUUCCACAUUUUUCUUCAUUAUAGAUUUGUGCUUGCAUAGUGUAAACAUACUGUUGUCAUUUUCAGCUCUCUUAUUAUAUUUUGUACUCAAUUUUUGUGUUCUUA
Molecule: messenger RNA, 2301 nt
Organism: Musa acuminata subsp. malaccensis (wild Malaysian banana)
Lineage: Eukaryota; Viridiplantae; Streptophyta; Magnoliopsida; Zingiberales; Musaceae
Product: F-box/WD-40 repeat-containing protein At5g21040
Molecular function (GO): protein binding
Source: RefSeq, a predicted model, not a curated record